UCUAGUCCCCUUCCGUCGAUCUAUCAAGUGUUACCAAGGUUAAAAUGGUUCAGCCUAAUGGGGUUGCAGAAGGAGUUGGAGUGGUCACUGUUGUGUACAAGGUCAAUCUUCAUUGCGUACAAUGUGCAAGGGAAAUCCAGAAGCGUCUCCAAAGAACCCAAGGAGUUCAGAUAGUUGAUGUCGAUAUUCAAAGCAGUGAAAUCAAGGUGAAGGGUCAAAUCAAUCCAAAACUAGUUCAUGAGGAGGUUAUUAGAAUAAGCAAGAAGAAGGUUGAAAUGGUAGUUCUUCAACCCAAAGUAGGGGAGAAAAAAAUCUCAACAACCACAACACUGAAGGUUCAUUUGCAUUGUUCUAAAUGUGAAAAUGAUCUAAAGGCGAGGUUAUUAAAACUUAAAGAUGUUUACGGCGUACGAUCGGACUUGCAAGCGCAAACUCUAACUGUUGAAGGAACAAUGGAGUCGCAUAAAUUGGUGGAAUAUAUACAAAAGAAAGUUCGCAAGCAUGCAGAGAUCGUAACCCUUAAGGUGGUGGAAGAGAAGAAGGAAAAAGAAGUGAAGAUCAUUGAAACAAAAAAAGUUUCCGAAGAAGUGGAAGCAAAGAAGAUAGAAAUAAAAGUAAAUAAAGAAGUGGCGAGUUCUAGUGUUCCUUAUGUAAUCCACUAUGUAAAUUAUGCACCUCAAUGGUUUAGUGAUGAAAAUCCAAAUGCUUGUUAUGUAAUGUAAAUUUGAAUUAAGCUCGAGUAAUAA
This is a messenger RNA of Papaver somniferum (opium poppy), 746 nucleotides long. RefSeq names its product heavy metal-associated isoprenylated plant protein 4-like. The coding region runs from base 45 to 722 and encodes 225 amino acids. Lineage: Eukaryota; Viridiplantae; Streptophyta; Magnoliopsida; Ranunculales; Papaveraceae. The record is from RefSeq and is a predicted model, not a curated record. The transcript is spliced from 3 exons. Gene Ontology annotation, molecular function: metal ion binding.